AUGAGUGAAGGUAAUAUGAAUGAAGGUAGUAUGAAUGAAGGAAAUACGAACGAAGGUACUAUGAAUGAAGGUAAUAUGAAUGAAGGUUGUAUGAAUGAAGGUUGUAUGAAUGAAGGUAAUAUGAAUGAAGGUUGUAUGAAUGAAGGUAAUAUGAAUGAAGGUUGUAUGAAUGAAGGUUGUAUGAAUGAAGGCUGUAUGAAUGAAGGUAAUAUGAAUGAAGGUAAUAUGAAUGAAGGUUGUAUGAAUGAAGGUAAUAUGAAUGAAGGUAAUAUGAAUGAAGGUUGUAUGAAUGAAGGUAAUAUGAAUGAAGGUAAUAUGAAUGAAGGUUGUAUGAAUGAAGGUAAUAUGAAUGAAGGUUGUAUGAAUGAAGGUAAUAUGAAUGAAGGUUGUAUGAAUGAAGGUAAUAUGAAUGAAAGUUGUAUGAAUGAAGGUAAUAUGAAUGAAGGUUGUAUGAAUGCAGGUAAUAUGAAUGAAGGUUGUAUGAAUGAAGGUUGUAUGAAUGAAGGUUGUAUGAAUGAAGGUUGUAUGAAUGAAGGUAGUAUGAAUGAAGGUAAUAUGAAUGAAGGUUGUAUGAAUGAAGGUAAUAUGAAUGAAGGUUGUAUGGAUGAAGGCGCAGUGUUUGAAACUCGCGCGUCAAUCGGGUUCCGUAGUAUGAGUGAGGGUAAUAUGAGUGAAGGUAAUAUGAAUGAAGGUUGUAUGAAUGAAGGUUGUAUGAAUGAAGGUUGUAUGAAUGAAGGUUGUAUGAAUGAAGGUUGUAUGAAUGAAGGUAAUAUGAAUGAAGGUUGUAUGAAUGAAGGUAAUAUGAAUGAAGGUUGUAUGAAUGAAGGUAAUAUGAAUGAAGGUAAUAUACUAAUAUGA
Molecule: messenger RNA, 858 nt
Organism: Dendronephthya gigantea
Lineage: Eukaryota; Metazoa; Cnidaria; Anthozoa; Malacalcyonacea; Nephtheidae
Product: ribosome-binding protein 1-like
Exons: 3
Coding region: 1-858 (285 amino acids)
Source: RefSeq, a predicted model, not a curated record